CUUUUCCUUUCUCCAUGGAAUCUGGGCGCACUAAAACGAUAAAAGAACAAAUUUUAACAGUCAAAUAAAACAAUAGCAACAAAUAACGGUAUAAAAAUGAUUUUGCGCUCCUGGGACCGGGUAAAGCCACGUUCCUUGUCGGAUUUUGCUGCCUUUUUGCUGGUGGCUGUGUUUGUGCCGGUGACAUACAUAUUCCAAAUCGUCAUCGUCCUGCCGGAACUGUUUGUCAUCGGUGGCGUCUGCUACACAGUCCUCUGGGUGGUCAGUGUGUUCCUCAUCUUCAACCUGACGUCCAACAUGCUGGCCUGCAUGCUAGUGGACACCAGCAUAAGGAUGGAGCUACUAAAGCCACCGGUGGAGCCCGGUAAGCUGGCCCGGUGGCACAUGUGCCACGAUUGUCAGACGCUAGUGCCGCCCCGCUCCUGGCACUGUGAGGUGUGCAACGUGUGCGUACUGAAGCGGGAUCACCAUUGCCGAUUCACCUGCUGUUGCAUCGGGCACCACAACUACCGGUACUUCUUCUUCUACUUGGUGUACAUGAUUAUCGGAUCCUUUGUGGCGGCCAUCACGCAGAGCAUUUACCUAUGGCACCUCCAUCUGGACAUUUACUGGCGCUGGUCCACGCUGUUUAAUGUAUUCGCUCCCAUGGUUAGUGUGAUGCUUUACCCCAGCUGGGAGAGCUUCUACGUGGUCAUCUAUGAUCUUACCCUGUUGGCCUUUGGCAUAUCAUCCCUGCUGCUCAUCUUCCACUGGUCAAUCAUCAGGAAUGGGUCUGUGACCAUAGAGCGUGGCACCAGGAAGUAUGAUCGCGGCCUGAGAGGCAAUCUGGAGAUGGUGCUCGGCAAGAGGAUGCAUCUCACCUGGCUGUCGCCCUUCGUUCGCAGCGAUUUGCCGCACGAUGGCGUGAACUGGGAACCCAAUGCUGCUGCCUUGCCAAAGGAGGACUAGUCAAUCUUGUGGAGCAAUUCAUAGUAUUAAUGGCAUUUAUAUGGAGGAAACCUUUACAACGAUUUACGAUUUACUUAAGCUAUAGCAUAUUUUUUAAAGCCCUCUAGUCAAUAUUUGAAUACUAAUCUCAUUAUGUAUGUAAA
Messenger RNA from Drosophila kikkawai, 1091 nucleotides. Its product is annotated as probable palmitoyltransferase ZDHHC24. Gene Ontology annotation, molecular function: palmitoyltransferase activity. Lineage: Eukaryota; Metazoa; Arthropoda; Insecta; Diptera; Drosophilidae. The record is from RefSeq and is a predicted model, not a curated record.